GGCUCUGUCGAUAUUUGACAGAAGAAUUGAAUUAUAAAAUAAACAUUAGUGAAAAUGAUAUAUGAUUACGAACCUGCUGAGGGUGAAGAAGAGGGAGAGGCAGCAGGAUCCCUUAAUGCAGAUAGUGAAUAUGUUCAUGCUAAAGCAUUCCUCCAAAAAGCCAGUGCAGCAACAGGAGAAAAUUUAUACGAUCAUCUUAGCGAUGUCCUGAAUAAAAUUCUUUCAGAACGUCCGCAAAAUGUAAUAGAUUUCUUUGAAGAAUACAGUAGGAAGGUUAAGGAAAGAAGAUUCAAGAGUGGCUUGGACCAUCUGGAGGACGUUUAUGUGUCUAAGGGGAGAUAUGUCUUAUCAACGAAACUGAUGGAACUUCUUAAACCAAUUCAAACGGAAGAACAGACUACAAUGGAUCCCGCAGAUCUAGAACUAGCUGAUAUGACUCAAAAUGAUAUGUUGCAGUUGCUUUUCUACUUCGAACAUGCAGGUCUUGGAUUACCUAAGAACGAUAUGUUUUGUCUGACUGUCGCUAUGAAAAAACUUGUGCAUAGCGAGCCUAUAGCCUUCAUCAGAUUUUGGGGUGUCAUAUACGGACUUUAUAAAAAUUAUUAUAUCGUUGAAACUGAACUCAAGGAAGAAGAAUAUAUGAGAAGAAAUGAAAACUUCAACGAGAAUGACCAGCCAAACGUGAUUGAUGAAAAUAUCCUAUCCGCCAAUGCUGAGAUAGCCCACAAAAUAUAUGAGGAAGAUGAAAUAACUGUACGACUUCAUCAGUUAGCACAUGAGCAGCAGCUUGGAGGUGAAGACUCAAAAUUUCCAAGACAGCUUCCCCCUCUUCCAUUGAAUACUUAUGAGAAACCACCAAAAGUACCACCAGAGCCGUCAGGUGUGGGUGUCAACUCAAAGGUUUAUUAUGUAACAUCAGAUCUCACAGACCCAUGGGAACAAUUACCAGAUCUGACACCUGAACAAAUAUGUGUAGCAAGACAAAUUUAUAAAUCAUUCACUGGCAUUUUAGAUCAAGAGAUUUUGACCUAUCCGGAAUUUCCAGGAAAAGAGAAGAAUUAUCUCAGGGCACAAAUAGCGAGAAUUUCAGCUGGUACUCAAAUAUCUCCUUUAGGAUACUAUACCUUCGGUGUGGAAACUGCCGGAGAAGAUGACGAAGAAGAGCCAGCGGAAGAUGAAGAAAUGGAGGGGCCUAAGACAUCAUAUAAAAUAAAUCCAAAAUAUGAGCCUCAUCCUCUGAAAGAUCUUAUCGAUGAAUCGAUGUCAUUCUGGGUCCAUCAAACUCAAUAUAUACUUUCUCAAGGAAGGACCAGCUGGUGGAGUCCAACUGCUGAGCCUGAACGGAUGGACGAAGCAGAAGAUGAAGCACCGGCUGAGGAAGAAGAAGAUAGACCCAAAGCUCCAGGACAAGAAGCUGAAACUGGGCCACCACUUCUCACACCACUUUCAGAAGAUGCUCAGAUAGAAAGUAUUCCAGCUUGGUCUGUACGAUCAUCCUCGAAGAUCAUGGAAGAAUUUGCCGUUGCGGUAGUUAGGUCUCACUUAUGGCCCGGGGCUUACUGUUUCGCCACACAAGGAAAGCUUUUUCAGAAUAUUUAUUUAGGAAACGGGUUGAAAUAUCUUGUGACUAAUUUCUCCCCGGAUCCAUUGCCACCAAUCCAGCAAGACUAUCCGCAAGGUCCUGAAAUCAUGGAGAUGUUUGACCCAACAGGUGCUGAAGAAGAAGAUUGGAGAAUUGCUCAUUUGCCUAAGCCAAAACCAGUAGGCCCUGAAGAAGGAGAAGAAGAAGAGCUAGAAGAGGAAGAGGAAGAAGAGGAAGAAGAAGAUUGAGAAAUUUAUUAUUUCUUGUUUGAAUUAGAUUCAGUUGAUUUCAAAUGUUCUCUACUUUUUUCUGCUAUUGAAGGAGAAUAGUUGAUAUUUUUCAAUUGCGUCAACAAAUAUUAAAUUUAUUGAUAACGAUAAGAGUUUGAUUGACGACAUUUAAAACAUGUUAUGUAUUGAGUAUGUGCGAAUGUGAUGGCCUGUUUACUCCAUAUGACAUCAUUAAGGAGAAGUAAUACCUCAAGAAUCUCCAUUCAAAAACGGCAUUUACUAA
Molecule: messenger RNA, 2095 nt
Organism: Coccinella septempunctata (seven-spotted ladybird)
Lineage: Eukaryota; Metazoa; Arthropoda; Insecta; Coleoptera; Coccinellidae
Gene: Rsph4a
Product: radial spoke head protein 4 homolog A
Exons: 1
Coding region: 55-1830 (591 amino acids)
Biological process (GO): axoneme assembly; cilium assembly; cilium movement involved in cell motility
Cellular component (GO): axoneme; radial spoke
Source: RefSeq, a predicted model, not a curated record